UCCUUUUACUCUUAUACUCCAAAAUAAAAUCCAGUGCAAGCAGUUGUCUUAAAAAGGCAGUAUCAGAGAAAACUGUGUACCUGCACAUGACUGCGUGGCACAACAAAGAGCAUGAGGUUCAAGGAGAGCGUCAAUGAAGAGGAAAUCAUAAGAUCACUCACAAGCUGUCAAGCUACAGACAUGAAGCGAAUGCUUUGGCUGCCUUUCCUGCUUAUGGACCUGGCCGGGACAGGACACGCACAAAAAUCAGAGAUAUGCUUGUUUCAGCAGCAAAAGUUGAUGUGGAAAAAUAUAGGUGAAAAAGCUGUUCUAAAUUGCAGCAUUAAUUCACGCUGUUCAGCUGGAGACCUGGAGUUUGAAUGGUUUGUCGUUAAAAAGGAUUCGCAUACGCGUCUUAUGCAGACUCCUGGGUAUAACAUAGAUAAAAAUCUUUUACACAUCAAGUCUGUUAAUGGCAACGACACUGGGCUUUACCUCUGUGCUGCAAAAGAGGCAAAAUGCUGCCAACCCUUUGUAGGAAAUGGGACACUUCUUGUAGUGGGAGGAAGACCUAAGGUAAUGCUGUGGAGGAUUCUUGUGUGGGUGUUAUUUACCCUCUUAGCCAUCUACAGCUUGGCUUUGGUUACACUCAUUAUUGUAAGGAAGCAUGACUGUAACUUGACCUUCAGCAAAAAGAGCUCUAAAACCGAAAAGCAGAAUAGCUUAAGGAAGAAAACACAGUUCAGAGAUGUACUGCAAGAACUCCACAGCAGGUCGAUUGUGAGCAAAAGGAAACAAAGCACAAGAGGAAAUGGUUCCCAAGUUGGGGUAGUAAGUGGGAACGGCAACAUCUCUACCGACGACAUCUACCAAAAUGUCUAAUGGUCAUCUCACCCUGUUAAAUAACAGCUUCAGUAGGAUGUUACAAAGCUAUGAAACAUGUCUGACGAGACUGUUCUGUUGCAAAUGGAAGGACAAAUGAGUCCUUCCAUUUGCUCAAGUUUACCAAUGAAAUUAGACAUUUACUGCACAGUAAUGAUGCCGACUCAGUGUCUUCAGCAGCGUCACAAUGACUGUCUCUUUCCAUAGUACUGUUCAAACUUUCUGCUCAGAUGAACUCGUCCAUGCAAGUUUAUUCUUGAGCUGUAAUUGGAGGCAUUUAUGCAGCACAGAACAGAGGAUUAAAUGAGAAAUUGUUUUAAGCAGUCAACAUAGAUCCAAAAGUUGAACAUGGCACACAUACUUAUGUAAUAGGUGGUUUUAAAUAGAAACAUUAGUAAAAUAAAACAUUUUAACAGUGCUGUGCAAAGAUCCAACGAAAGUCUCAGAUUUUGUUGUAAGGUUGAUUUUUUUAUUUUAUUUUUUGAAUUUUUAAUUCAAUUUGUGAAUCUUAAAGUUCUUUCUCACUCUGUGAAUGAUUGACACUGUAUUGCCAAAAGUUUUGGUCACUUGCUUUUAAUAUGAACUUUGAUGAUGUCCCAUUUUAAUUGCAGAUUUAGGAGUUUGUUCAUUAAUUUUUUUUUUAACCAUUACUCCAGAAGUGCAUUAAUGAGUUCAGACACUGAUGUUGGACGAUUUUGGUCACAGCCUCAUUCAUCUUAAAGAUGUUCUGUCGGGCUGAGGUUGGUAAUCUAUGAAGGGUAGCCAAGCUUUUUCACACCAGACAAGAAUAUCCAUCACUUUAUGGAUUUUGGUUUAUGGUUUGGUGCCAAGUCACACAAGUGAACAUCUCAAAAUUAGUCCUACAGACAUUGUCUUAGUAUGAGGAGCUUCUUUCAGUUGAACUAAUAUCCCUUCUUCACCAAACCUUAAUCUUGACACAAAGUAGUCGGGGAAAAUAAAUUUGUUAUAAAAGUAUUACUGAUUAAACUUUAAAAAUUAUGUAUAUUUAUGUUAUUAAAUAUAUUUAUGUUAUUAAAGCUAAAGUUUAACCAGUAAUACUUUUACAACAAAUUUAUGUCAGAUUAUGAUUUUUUGGUUAAUGUCAAGACAUUUUGAAUAAUGUCAAUUUAGGAUUAAAAGUGUCAUGAUUUACCAAAUGACACUUUGUAACAACAGUCAGACAUAUUCCUGAAGAUUUACUCAUGUUCAUGACAGUUGUUAUGUCAUGUUUAUGACGGUGUCAUGACAGUCUUAUUCACAACCUGUCAAAGAAAGUGUUAACCUUUUUUCCUUUUAUAAUCUGGUGCUGCUGCAAUACAAAGAUUUCAUGUUGUACUUUAAAAUGCUUUCUGUUGUGCAUUUGUGAUAUCUGAUCAGCAGUUUCAGUAGAAAGUUUGGUUUUUUUAACUUCCUCUUUGAGAACUUAAAACUGGUCACACUCCAUGUUCCCUCUGUGUUACAAAGCACUGGACUAUGACAAUAAUUUGUCUAUUUUGGAGUUCAAAAUCAGGUUGUUAGCAUCAAACGUGGUUAGGUUCUGAACCUAUCCUUCAUAUGCUGUAUGCAUAUCAGCCAGAAGAGCUGUUGCCCAUAGAGACACACCAGGAAGUCUGGCUCCUGGUAGGUAAAACAAUAGAAAAAUAAAGACUACCUCGGGGAAUUUUGCUUGUUACUUUAAGAAUCAUGUUUAAAAUUAGAAAUAUGUUUAAAAUCUCUUUAUAAUACCUCAAUGAUUUUAACAAAUAAACACAGAACAGGUUGAUAUUGGCAUUAUAAAAUAUCAUCUUUAUUGUAUCAGUUUAUAUUAGGUAUCCCUCAACUCUGAUAACAAUUCAGCUGUGUAGCCUCCAGUCAGUGUACUUUUAAAGUUUCAUAUGCAUACACAACACACAUUCAUUCAGGAUAAAUUUCAUUUGACAUAUACGUCUCCUACAAAGGAAUGGUUCUAAUCCAUUUUCGAAUCAAAUCUGGUUUUUCAUUUUUGUUUCUGCAAUUUAUUUUUAAUCACAGUGACAUUUCCUACUAAACUUUUUUCCUUUGAAACUGUGUACUGCAUGAUUUCACUUGUAAGUUAUAUUCACAAAGGUCUUCAUCUUUCAUGUUUUUUUUUUUUGUGUACAUUUUCAUUCCGUUUCUUCAAGGUAAAUAAAGAUCAAUCUAUUUUUACACACAUGCUGGAGUGUGUUGUCAAUAUUACAUGCAACUGAGCUCACUGUCAUUUAUUAUAAAAAAUAACCUGCAUUGUU
Molecule: messenger RNA, 3107 nt
Organism: Gambusia affinis (western mosquitofish)
Lineage: Eukaryota; Metazoa; Chordata; Actinopteri; Cyprinodontiformes; Poeciliidae
Exons: 7
Coding region: 112-861 (249 amino acids)
Source: RefSeq, a predicted model, not a curated record